This is a messenger RNA of Homalodisca vitripennis (glassy-winged sharpshooter), 1589 nucleotides long. It is a transcript of the gene Cda4, whose product is annotated as chitin deacetylase 1. NCBI's taxonomy places the organism in Eukaryota, Metazoa, Arthropoda, Insecta, Hemiptera, Cicadellidae. Gene Ontology annotation, molecular function: chitin binding. Gene Ontology annotation, cellular component: extracellular region. The record is from RefSeq and is a predicted model, not a curated record. Gene Ontology annotation, biological process: carbohydrate metabolic process. The transcript has 10 exons. The coding region runs from base 72 to 1538 and encodes 488 amino acids.
UGCUCAUUCAUCGCCGAAGAAAGUGAGUGAGCGAGCGUGAGUGUGAGCGAGUCCAGAGGAGAGGCAGGAGCAUGCGGCAGUUACCUGUGUGUGUCAUAUUGUGUGCCUUGUUGCCCUUCGUGAACUGCCAGAGGAGAUCCGAUGACAAGAAGGAAGAGGUGGAGUUUGUGUGUCCCGAGGGCCAAGGGAACGGCAACUUCGCCGACCCCGCCACCUGCCGGAGGUUCUACCAGUGUGUGGACAACUACCCCUACCUGAACAGGUGUCCUUCGGGGCUCUAUUUUGAUGAUGUCAACAAGUUGUGUACUUUUAAGAAUGAGGCGAGAUGCGGGCCAUUGCCUACUACGGUAGCACCGAGCACGGAGCCACCUCAGGACUUGGCCCAGAAGUGUGAUACGUCUAAGUGUGUUCUGCCCUACUGUUUCUGUUCUCGGGAUGGCACUAUCAUCCCCGGCGGCCUUGACCCUGAGGAUACUCCCCAGAUGAUAUUAGUAACAUUCGAUGGAGCCAUCAACCUCAACAACUUCCAGAAGUACACUCACCUUUUCAAUGAUAAGAGGCGGAACCCCAAUGGCUGCGAGCUAAAAGCUACUUUCUUCAUUUCCCAUGAGUACUGUGACUACAACAUGGUGCAAGAGUUGGCUCACUAUGGCCACGAGAUCGGGGUCGAGACUGUCUCGUUGCAGCAAGGGCUGCAGGACAAAGGCUACGAAGAGUGGGUGGGAGAGAUGAUAGGCAUGAGAGAGAUCCUGCGCCACUUUGCUAAUAUCUCUCGAGCAGAUAUUGUUGGGAUGAGAGCUCCAUUCCUCAAGCCCGGACGUAACACACAGUAUGAAGUAGUGGAAGAUUUUGGCUUCAUCUAUGAUAGCUCUGUAGGAGUUCCUCCACUCAGGACCCCAGUCUGGCCAUACACUCUAGACUACAAAAUCUCUCACGAGUGCAAGUCUGGUACUUGUCCCACCAAGUCCUUCCCAGGUAUCUGGGAAGUGCCACUGAAUGCUCACUAUGUAGAGACGUAUGAAGGUGGUCACUGUCCGUAUUUGGACCAGUGUGUUCUCCACAACCAUGACAAGGAUGAUGUGUUUGAGUGGCUCCAGGAGGAUUUCUACCGCUCGUACAAGCAGAAUCGGGCUCCCUACAUGCUGCCCUUCCACACAAAUUGGUUCCAGCUUAAAGAGCUUGAAGAUGGGCUCCAUAAGUUUGUUGAAUGGGUCCUCACCUUAGACGACGUGUGGUUUGUGACGGUGACGCAGGCCCUGACCUGGAUGACAGACCCUCGCCCAGUCAAGGAUCUCAACAACUACGAACCAUGGAAAUGUGACAAGACAGACCACCUGCCACCUCCUCCUUGCAACCUUCCCAACAAGUGUGCCCUCUCCUUCCGGCCUCCAGAGGCCAACGUUACAUCUACUAGAUAUCUGACCACUUGCAGACAGUGCCCCAAUAAAUACCCUUGGCUUGGAGAUUCUGAAGGUACUGGCAUUCCAGGCAGGGAUGUGUAUAAUCCAGAAAACAGAAGAAGACGUUCACUAGCAUAGUUUUCAAUUAAUUAAGCUCAUAAAAAAUUUUUAAAUUCACUAAUGAUGAAA